CACAUCCGGAAGAGAAGUGCCAUUACUGGUCACACUUUGUGGAUAUACGUGUAGCGAUGGAUCCGCAGCCUCCACAGAAGCCAUGGGAAAGGCUUAUUCCAGGGGCAAUGAGUGCGCCUAUUAAUUACAGAUCUGCAAACUUCGGACCAGCUGCAGGCCCCUCCCACUCUGCAGGCCCUCCUGUCCUGACCCGGAUGGUGCCCCAGGUGCCCCCUCGUCCCGUCCAACAGGCGUACCGGCCGUCUUACAGCUCAUUCACCCCCUCCUACAGCCAAUACGGGAGCUCCAUGUAUGGGGGCUACAGCCCCUACGGCGCUGGCGGAGGCUACGGCGGAGGCUAUGGCGGAGGCUACGGCCACGGCCUCGGAGGGUACAGCCGCCUCUCCCAAACGGAAGACGUUGCCCCCAGCCGCUUCGUGCAGCAGGCGGAGGAGAGCAGUCGCGGAGCCUUCCAGUCCAUCGAGAGCAUCGUCCAGGCCUUUGCCUCAGUCAGCAUGAUGCUGGAUGCCACCUUCUCAGCGGUGUACAACAGUUUCCGCGCUGUGCUGGACGUGGCCAACCAUCUAACGCGGCUGCGCUCACACCUCACCAGGGUUUUGUCGGCAUUUGCUCUGGUACGCACCUUGCGCUACUUCUACCGGAGGUUACAGAGGCUGCUGGGGCGAAGGUCGGACACCGAGGUCGACGAAUUGUGGUCCGAUUGUGGUGCCAAUGAUGCCCUGGCGACGAGCGUGUCCGGCAGGGAUGGGACAGGGAUUGAGGGUCGGCCCGUGAAGUCCUGGCCGAUCUUUCUGUUUUUUGCCGUAGUCUUGGGGGGACCCUACCUGAUCUGGAAACUGCUGAGCUCAGGUCCUGGCUCAGAAGAAAAGGCCACUAACUGGGCCAACGGGGAGGACGACCACGUGGUGGCCCGAGCCGAGUAUGACUUUUUAGCUGCGUCCGAGGGGGAGAUCUCUGUGCGGGCCGGAGACAUGCUCAACCUCGCCCCCAAAGAGCACCAGCCCAAGGUGCGCGGCUGGCUGCUGGCCAGCGUGGGCGGCCAGGCUGUGGGACUCGUCCCUGCCAACUACGUCAAGGUCCUGGGCAAGAGGAGGGGCCUCAAGCACGCGGAGAUAGAGAGGCUCGCUGAGGUGCAGCAAGGGAACACUGCAGCACACCCACAGUCCAACCCCGCCCCAGGCUUCACCACCCCGGGCCUCGGUCCAGCCUCCGCCCUGGUCUCCACGGAGGUCCUGCUGGAGGCGGCGUACAGAGAAACGCCAGCCCCCUUCAGUCCGGGAACACCCGGCUCCAGCGUGCUCCCCAGCACGGUGCUGAACAUCCCAGAGAAGACUGACCUGUGAUGUUUGUGCGUGCCUUUCUCUGUAUGCAAGUAAUGUGCGUGUUUACAACAUUGGUUUGACUACGUCUGUAUUUGUUUGCAGCGUUUAUCUCUGAAGAUUUACUCUAUUAGCUGACUGGAGAUUCAGGUAAACACUGUAGACCUCCAUUGAGAAUUUCUCAAAGUAGUUCCAUGGCUGCUUAUUUAAAUCAUCGAACACCACCUGGACUUUGUGAUAAGAUUAAAGGUCAAAAGGGGUUUUCAUACAGUUUUCCUGUUUAGAACAAAUGUGUCUCAAAUUGGGAGGUUAUCCUUCCAUUUCUUGUACAAGAAAGAAAGUUUAGUGUGUUCUCUAAAUACGAUACUCUGCCGUUCUUAACAUCAUGUCUGAUUUAAGAUGUAAUAUCUUAAUAUUGUUCAAUAACAAUAAUUAGCUUAAUGUUGAAGUUGAGAUGCACUGCUACAUUAUCUGUAUACUGACAGUUUCAUGUUCUUUUGCCCCACUUGGUCCCCUGCAUUAUCUUCUUUGUGUGGCAAAUGGGAUUGGAUUCUUAAUUGCUCACUUUGCACAUGUUCAGAUGUUUGUUAGUCACAGAUUGUAAUUUUGUAAAUAUUUAAUAUAAUUAUUUUGAAAAUAAAUAUUUUAAAAAUCA
Pseudoliparis swirei is the source of this 1974-nucleotide messenger RNA. RefSeq names its product peroxisomal biogenesis factor 13 (gene pex13). The transcript is spliced from 4 exons. The record is from RefSeq and is a predicted model, not a curated record. Gene Ontology annotation, cellular component: peroxisome; peroxisomal membrane; peroxisomal importomer complex. The coding region runs from base 57 to 1343 and encodes 428 amino acids. Gene Ontology annotation, molecular function: protein binding. Gene Ontology annotation, biological process: protein import into peroxisome matrix, docking. NCBI's taxonomy places the organism in Eukaryota, Metazoa, Chordata, Actinopteri, Perciformes, Liparidae.